Messenger RNA from Gopherus evgoodei (Goodes thornscrub tortoise), 4848 nucleotides. It is a transcript of the gene DRD1, whose product is annotated as dopamine receptor D1. Lineage: Eukaryota; Metazoa; Chordata; Testudines; Testudinidae. Gene Ontology annotation, biological process: vasodilation; adenylate cyclase-activating adrenergic receptor signaling pathway; G protein-coupled dopamine receptor signaling pathway. Gene Ontology annotation, molecular function: dopamine neurotransmitter receptor activity, coupled via Gs; G protein-coupled receptor activity. The transcript has 3 exons. The record is from RefSeq and is a predicted model, not a curated record. The coding region runs from base 1695 to 3050 and encodes 451 amino acids. Gene Ontology annotation, cellular component: plasma membrane.
GUGAAAACCGCGAGGUGGGAAAGAAACGAGAAAUAAACCAUCAGGGAAAGAUGAGGCGAGUGUCCUUUCGGCUGGGAUCUCCGCCUCAUCUGCAAGCCAUAACAGCCAGCCUGUGGGAUAAAUGACUUCUCCCCUGUGUUGAAAGGAGACCCAAGUGAAACAGACACUUCCUGGAGAGGCGAUGUUGCCACCCGAUACCCCAGGCAGAAGGAAGUCUUUGCUAUCGGGGUCCUCCAUUCAGCAAGACGGAGGGAAAGUCCCUGGGACUGGAGGUAAAUCCCAGGGCAGGGUGCAAGAGACCCUGAAGAGCCUGCUGCACAUGGGCUUUGUCUAAAGGGAAAAGCAUGCUGGGGUUGGACCUGAUCCCUGGAAUGCAACUGUGAGGAGCAGCAGUUGGAAAGAGGAUUAUUCCUUGAUGAUUAUGGAGAACUAGCGUGUCAGCAAAGUGUCAGAGCAAACUCUUUCCCACAGGAAUAGUAACACACUCCCACAGUUUAUGGUAGCCACCAGCCUGAAAGCUACAUCAGUGGCUGAAGGGAGCUCCACUCAGGUCUUUCCCAUUUCUUCCUCCUCUUCCCCUUAUUUCUUCUUCCAGUGAAGCUCGAAAGACAGAAACAUCAUUCAGAUCUUGCUAGAUUGUUGGAAAUACCGUGCCUUUGUUUUGGAUGAUUUGUACUGAUGUGCCACUUCAAUAGGAUGUACAAAGCGUGACUUGGGUGAUGACCAUUUAGCCAGGACUGAGCUGGUUAACAAAGUUUGCAGGCUGAGCACAAAGACUGAGUGGAAUGGAAGCAGCCGGCCAUGCACUUAUAGGCCUCCAGUUUUAAACAAGAGAUCUUUAUGAAGGAGCUUGAAAACCAGACCUAUUGUUCAUCUGAAAAUUAAUUCCAGCUGAUUAAACCAUUGGCUUUUAUUUUUUUCCCACCUGAUGCAAUGCAGUGCCUCUCUGUUGGUUUUGAAUAUGUGAUUUGCUAUGCAAUUCAAAUACUAAAUAAGAAAGAGAGACAAACUUUCAUCCCAGGACAAACAGAGAAUCAAAGGUGGAAGGACUGUGAGACCUAAACAAUGUGGAACAAAAUGAGGAAUUGCUCCCUGAAGCUUCUCAUAAAGAGAGAACUAAUGUAUUUUGUAACUGGAAUGCACUGAGGGUGAAAAGGGGAGGAAAAAAGUCUCAUCAGUUAGAGGUUUGUGAAAGUAAAUUAGAAACAAAAGCACCUAAUGUAAUACGCUUCAGUAGAUCUGAAGGGCUAGUCAAAUGGACACUGGAAAUACUGGAUCAAUAGCCUAUUUAAGUGGGAAUAUGUGAUUGAAAAGUGAUUGCCCUCUUGUCUGUUGGAUAUUUUUGUAGGGGACUCAAGCAGGACAUAUGCAGAUGGCCUGUUUUAAUUGGGAUAUUUUGUGCUUGAGUAGUACCAUGUAAUUCGGAAGGGAUUACUACGAAAAAAAAAAAAAAGAUUAGUGCAGAGUUGACUGUGUUUGUAAAUUUCAGCUACUUGCCACACAGCUUUUGAUGCCUCUUAAUGUGAUUCCUAAGGAGCAUGGGGUCCACCCAAGGGUGAAGAGACUAUACCACAAACCUUUGGUCUGCCUGGCAAUGAGUAAUUAAUGGAUGCCUGAUAUAUCUGUAAUCUCUGCAAGGAAAGGAGUUGGUGUCAUCAUGAUUUUCAUGAUGUGAUUUUCCCUCAGGAGAAGCUAUGACUUGGAACGACACCACAAUGGAUGGGGAAGGCUUGCUCGUGGAAAGGGACUCCUCCUUUCGAAUCCUUACAGGCUGCUUCCUUUCUUUGCUGAUACUUUCCACGCUUCUGGGGAACACAUUGGUGUGUGCAGCUGUCAUUAGAUUUCGCCAUCUGAGGUCCAAGGUGACCAACUUCUUUGUAAUCUCCUUAGCAGUGUCAGAUCUUUUAGUGGCAGUCUUGGUCAUGCCUUGGAAAGCUGUUGCUGAGAUAGCUGGUUUCUGGCCUUUUGGUUCGUUCUGUAACAUCUGGGUGGCAUUUGAUAUUAUGUGCUCCACGGCCUCAAUCUUAAACCUUUGUGUCAUUAGUGUGGACAGAUACUGGGCCAUCUCUAGUCCAUUCAGGUAUGAGAGGAAAAUGACCCCCAAGGCAGCUUUCAUCAUGAUCAGUGUGGCAUGGACCUUGUCUGUAUUGAUUUCCUUCAUUCCUGUGCAGCUGAACUGGCACAAAGCUACAACCACAAGCUUUUUAGAGCUAAAUGUCAGUUUCCAAGGCAUAACCAUGGACAACUGUGAUUCCAGUCUAAACAGGAUGUAUGCCAUCUCCUCUUCUCUAAUUAGCUUUUACAUCCCAGUGGCCAUCAUGAUCGUCACCUAUACAAGGAUAUACAGGAUUGCUCAAAAACAAAUAAGACGCAUCUCAGCUUUGGAAAGAGCAGCAGUGCAUGCUAAGAACUGUCAAAACACCACAGGGAAUGGAAACAGUAUGGAUUGCCAACAACCAGAAAGCUCCUUCAAAAUGUCCUUCAAGAGGGAAACGAAAGUCUUAAAGACUUUGUCAGUGAUCAUGGGGGUGUUUGUAUGCUGCUGGUUACCCUUUUUCAUAUUGAACUGCAUGGUGCCCUUUUGUGAGCCCAGCCCACCAUCCAAGGGAGCAGAACCCUUUUGCAUUAGUUCCACGACCUUUAAUGUUUUUAUUUGGUUUGGAUGGGCUAAUUCCUCACUGAACCCCAUCAUUUAUGCCUUCAAUGCUGAUUUCCGCAAGGCAUUUUCAAAUCUGCUAGGAUGUUACAGACUCUGCCCUACUUCCAACAAUGCUAUAGAGACCGUUAGUAUCAACAACAAUGGGGCAGUUGUUUUUUCAAGCCAUCAUGAGCCUAGAGGGUCUAGCCCAAAAGAGUGUAACCUGGUGUAUCUGAUCCCACAUGCUAUUAUCUGCCCAGAAGAAGAACUUCUGAAAAAGGAAGAAGAGGGUGAACUAUCUAAGACCUUGGAGAAAAUGUCUCCAGCACUGUCUGGUAUCUUGGAUUAUGAAGCUGAUGUGUCUUUGGAAAAGAUCAACCCCAUCACUCAGAAUGGACAACAUAAAACAUGAACAUAAAACAUGAGGUCAGCCCAGCAAAAUCCAAUACUCAAAAAAGAUAUACAAGAUUUUUUGGUAAGAAACUCAACUCUAGUGAGAAUUAUACCAUCACGCAAAGCUCAGAGUUGAUUACUGGGUGUUCAAAUCAAACAUAACAUUUUAAACAAAAAAGAUAUUGAAAACCCAAAGGUAUUUCUGUAUUGUUCAUACUGAAUAAAACAGAGACACAAAUUUAGGUACAAAGCAAUGUUAAAGAAAAUAUUUCUUCUGCUCUAUAAACAUUUGUAGAAACUGGUUUCUAUCUUAAAACGGGACAAGAAAAAACCCAUUAACAACUUAACAAUUAAUCUUUGAAGAAAAUGAGAGGAUUUAAUUUGCCAUGUAUAGUACUACUGGGUGCUACCAGCUUCUAAGUAUAGUUUGAGGGAUUAAAAAAGUAGGUAGAUGCCUUCUAAAAUUAUUUCUGAAAAACAAUGAGCCUUAUAAUGAGAAUGGGUAUUUUUAAAGCUCUGGGAGAUAAUAUGUUGAUACUGGUUUUAUUUAUUUAUUGUUUUAAAUGGAUAUUUUUCAUAUGUUAUAACAGAUCUAGCUUUAUUUAACUUAUUUAAAAUGUCUAAAUAAUGGGAUAUUUCAGUGGUCUCACAACUGCAUUUUGACCUAUCAACUAGUCAGCACUUUAAUAAUGACCAUUAAAAACAAACGAAAAAACCCUCUCUGAUAGUCUGGGUAGCCAAUGGAGUAAAUAAAGAAGAAGCAAUCAUAAAAAGCACAGCAAGAGAUGGGGGUGUUAAUGAAGCUGAAGCUGUGUAGAAUUUAUUUAUUUUGGGGGGAUUGCUUAAAAAAAAUAGGACCAGAGUUGAUGGAUUGACAAGCUGAGAAAGCUCUUCCCUUAUAGAAAUAAAAGGAAUUGCUGCUAUUUAUUUUAAAAAGUUUCAUGUUACAAAGACUUUGCUAGAAUGUCAGUUUGUGGAUCUGUAAAUACCUUAAAUAUGAAUACCACCUUAAGAAGAAUCCAAUUUGGGAAGAGAAGCUUCUUAUUUAACAAUCAUUACUAUAUAAUGUUUUGUAUUUAUGUAAGAUAAACAGCUUUCUCAGACUUUUCUUAUUUCAAGUCUUGGAUAUCUUUUCUGAAUAAACACAAUUGAUUAUAAUGGUAGUAAAUAUGACAAAUUUUGUUACCAUCUGUAUUAUUGCAGAAACACCAGUAGUCAAAAAUCAUGCUGUCUGUCUGCUAAUGUAUCACAGCCAGAAUAACUUAACAAGUGAGGUACUUUAGUGCUUUACCUCGAAAACUAGAAUGACAUUUAUUUUUCGUCUUAAUUAUGUUAAUAGUACAUUGAAUAAUAAAUAGUGCCUCAUUUCCAUUUUGGAUGAAGACAUUUCUAAAUGUCUAUGGAGCUUCAAUCCUCAUUUCCAGAUGUCUUGUGAGCUCCAUAAAAUUUGCCAAUGUUUCUUUUGACAACUGCUACUUUUUCAUUGUACUUUGAAAUCAAAAUCCUUGCCUCUUUCCCUUUGUAGUGUCAAAAGCAGUCAGCAAACAUUAGCAACAGCCAUCGGCAGGCAUUACUAUAUGGACACAUUCCAAGAGAGCCAUUUGUUUUUGGAAUGUUAGCAAAAUAUCCUUCAGAAAAACUCUUCACAACCUUUAUCAAAAAGUGUUAUCAGGAAAAGAAAACCGAGAGAAAAAUUAGAAGUCUAAUAAAAUAUAUACAUCCUGCAUCAGGUCUGUGUUAUUUAUGUAUUGUGAAUGUUUUCAUAAUUUUAUUGCCUGUAUGCUGCUUUCAUACAUAUAAUAAAAUUAUUUUGUGAA